GGUGAGGACUGAAUCACGUGGAUAUCUAGGGAAAUUUGUUGACGCAAAAGGAACGAGUGCAAAGGGCUGGAAGGAGGAACUCAACGGGUGUGUUCAAAAGAAGGUCAAGGAGGGCAGUGUGGCUGGAGAGAGUGAUUACUAGAUUACGAGAUGAAGACAGAGGGGACUGAAGAGCCUUUUGGUUUUUGGCUUUUCCUUUCGAUGAGAAGUGUGGAGAGGAAGCAUGAUCUCAGGCACGUGCUCAACUCAUUUGAUACGUGGCGGGAAACGCUUGGUGACCUAAAAGAGGGGCACGGCGGUGAUGUCACCACCCUGGGCAGAGCACGGGGACGUCUCCUUAACCUGGUGUGCCCCAGAGGCCUGGACAAUGCUGGCAAAACAACCAUCCUCAAGAAGUUCAACGGGGAAGACAUCGACACCAUCUCCCCGACACUGGGCUUCAACAUUAAGACCCUGGAACACCGGGGAUUCAAGCUGAACAUCUGGGAUGUGGGCGGCCAGAAGUCCCUGCGGUCCUACUGGCGGAACUACUUUGAGAGCACCGACGGCCUCAUCUGGGUGGUGGACAGCGCCGACCGGCAGCGCAUGAAGGACUGCCAGCGGGAGCUCCAGAGCCUGUUGGUGGAGGAGCGCCUGGCUGGAGCGACCCUCCUCAUCUUUGCCAAUAAGCAGGACCUACCCGGAGCGCUGUCCUCUAACGCCAUCUGUGAGGCCCUGGAGCUGGACUCCAUCCACAGCCACCACUGGUGCAUCCAGGGCUGCAGCGCCGUCACCGGGGAGAACCUCCUACCUGGCAUCGACUGGCUCCUGGAUGACAUUUCCAGCCGCGUCUUCACGGCCGACUGAACCACUCCAGACGUUCCCCCCCACUCACCCCCACACCUCACAGUCCAGCCCCCUCCCCCGGCCCUCAUCAGGCACCAUCCACGGGGGGGAUGGCAGUCGGCCAGGCUGACUAACACCCCCCGCCCUACUCCGUAACCUGCUGCUGCUAACACUACCCACUGCUUCUCGGCGGCCGGCUCCCGUGGCCGGAGGGCUGCUUCCCUGGCUGUCACCCUGGCUCCUGACCCGGCCCGCCUGCGGAGGAGAGGGCUGGGGCUGGGAGGGGGCCGCCUCUGCUGCUACCAAGGCUGUGGGCCUCAUCCUUUGCUCAGCUGUGAGAAUAAACCGUUCCCUGCCCCA
Molecule: messenger RNA, 1185 nt
Organism: Felis catus (domestic cat)
Lineage: Eukaryota; Metazoa; Chordata; Mammalia; Carnivora; Felidae
Gene: ARL2
Product: ADP ribosylation factor like GTPase 2
Exons: 5
Coding region: 151-846 (231 amino acids)
Biological process (GO): protein folding
Cellular component (GO): microtubule cytoskeleton; cytoplasm
Molecular function (GO): GTPase activity; GTP binding
Source: RefSeq, a predicted model, not a curated record